ACAUAUGACUUGGAUUGUACUGGGUUUUUGACUGUGAGGAGACCAGAUGAUCUACAGUUGGAGAAAAGACAUUAAAUAAGGAGAGGGUGACGAGAAGGCUGGACAUCUGCUGGUGGCUGGGACUUUUCUUGGAAGCUCCUACUGCCUUCCACAGUUAGUGACGACUGAGAAAACGUCAGCAUCUCACUAUUCCUAGCUCCUAGAGGCUCAUACUAACUGCUGAGAGUCUCCUCAGGCAGAAACCUGCACUGCACAAUGGACUUUGCAGCCUCCCUCUUCGAGCUCCAAGCAGAGGCCAGCUGCCCCCUCUGCCUGGAUUACCUGAGAGACCCAGUGACCACUGAGUGUGGACAUAACUUCUGUCGCUCCUGCAUCCAGCAGCGCUGGGAAGAUCUUCAGGACAUCUUUCCCUGUCCUGUCUGCCUCCACCAUUGCCCUGACAGGAACAUCAAGAAGAACACUCAACUAUGCCACAUAACUGAUAUUGUUAAGCAGAUUCCCCCCACAGGGAGGGAGAGGGAACUGCAGGAAGAAAAACCCCUGUGUGUGAAGCAUCAUGAGGUUCUGACCCUGUUCUGUGAGGAGGACCUGGAGCUGUUGUGUCCCCAGUGCAGUGCCUCAUCAGACUAUGAGGAUCAGCCCCUGAUACCCAUUGAGGUAGCUGCAGCUAGUUACAGAAGGAGGCUCAAAAAUUAUCUUGAGGCACUGACAGUGGAGGUGGAAGAUGCUGAAACGGGAUUUGAAAACCAAGUGACAAAUAUUUUUGAAGUGCAGAAAAAGAUGGAGAGUUGCAGGAGAGAAUUACUCUAUGAAUGUAAAGAAUUUAAGAAUUCCUUGAAAGGAGAGCAAGAUGAAAUCAAUGCCAGUCUACUUGUGGAAGAGAAAGAUGUUAGAGAAAAACUAACUGAAAAUAGAGGGCAAAUUUCAAACCAUAUGCUCAUGCUAAAUAAUCUGUUAAUUGAAAUAGCAGAGAAGUAUUUCCAAACAGACCUGGAUUUACUCACAGAUAUUGAAAGUAUCCAUAAGAGGUAUGAAAAUUUAGCAACCCCAGCAGUCUUUUCAUAUGAAUUAAAGAAGGAGAUUUGCAUCCUCCCUCCACAUUAUUUUGGUCUGCAUAAAAUGAUCAGCACGUUUCAGGUAGAUUUGACCCUGGAUCCUGAAACUGCCCAUCCAAGUCUCUUAAUCUCAAGAGACAGAAAAAGUAUGACUUAUAAGGCACCAAGUGGUCUUCAUGAUCCCCAUGUACGUGCUUCUUACCCAGCGGUCCUCAGUUGUGAGGCAUUUGAUGCUGGCAGGCAUUAUUGGCAGGUAGACAUAGGAGGCACAGGUGAAUGGUCUUUAGGUAUAUGUAAAGAAUCUUUCCCUAGAAAUGCUUUUAUAUCACUAUCACCACGCAGUAGGUGCUGGCACAUUGAGCUUUGUGCUAGUAUAUGCGGAACAUGCCGUAGAGGACAUAUCAUGCAAGUUGGCAUUUUUCUGGACUAUGAGUUGGGAGAGAUUUCAUUUUAUAAUAUGAAUAAUAGGUCAUAUUUGUAUAAAUUCUCUGAUACGUUUACAGAAAAACUUAUGCCUUAUUUCUCUAGUGCACCUUCUUCAAAAUCUGUUACAAUCAGUAUCAUCAGAGACAAACGAUGAAAAACUUGGAGGACAGUUUUGUAUGUGGUUAUUUUCUUCCCUUGUUUUGGAAGUGAUAGUUAUAAUGAAGAUUCUGAUUCCAGUUUGGAUGUUUGACUGUUGAAAGCUUUUGGGACUCAUGCUUCUCUGCUCCCUUAACUCACACCUGGGAAAGCUGAAGAGAAAGCCCAGGUGCUCUACCCUUGGGUGCAGGUGGGAAGUUCCAACCAAGCAAGUCCCUAGUGGUGCCAGCACCCUCCCACCACCAGCACCCAGUAACUGCCAUAAACACCACAAGCUGGUUCCUUUUCCCUGUGCUCUCAGUUAUUUUGGGACAUAGUCUGAGAUCCACCCUA
This is a messenger RNA of Phyllostomus discolor (pale spear-nosed bat), 1970 nucleotides long. Its product is annotated as tripartite motif-containing protein 60-like. NCBI's taxonomy places the organism in Eukaryota, Metazoa, Chordata, Mammalia, Chiroptera, Phyllostomidae. Bases 256 to 1635 code for a protein of 459 amino acids. The transcript has a single exon. The record is from RefSeq and is a predicted model, not a curated record. Gene Ontology annotation, molecular function: protein binding; zinc ion binding.